CAACUAAGAAUGUAUUAAGUGAACAAAACUAUAUUCAAGAGCGUACACAUACAUCAAAAUAACAAAAUAAAAUAUUAUACUGUAGUGUCUGAACAUACUGUAGUGUCCGUAGCGGGUGUCCAAGGAUACAUUACUGCAGUUGUCACUGCUCAGUAAUAGAGUACUGUAUAGCCGCGGCCGAAAGACUUGUAUUUGUAUUCGUCUGCCACAGUAAUAUUUCCAAAGAUCCCGGUUAUGCCAGACCGAGGUGAGAGUGGCAGCUGGCCCGUGGAGCCCGUGGUGCCCGUGGAGCCCUAAGGGCCCCACCAGUGAGGUCGCCCCCAUCGUCACCGCACAGUUAGCGACCAGCCCCCGAGCUGAGAGCUUGGGGCCCCAGGAAGAUUGCCAAGUACGUCGUACUUGGAGAUCAGAGCAUCUCUUAAGAGGCCCCGAGCGCCAUGUUAGUGUGAUAAGAACCGUGUUCGAGACGCUCAUCACUCGCGUCGGUUAAGGGAAGACAAGAUAGUCGACAAGACAUUCCGGAAAAAAAGCCCUUGAGAAACAGACCUAGAGUCGAGAGACGAAAGCGACAAGUGUUCGUAGCGACUUCCGCCACAUAGUCCAAAAGUGCGUAGCUGGAGGAAUUAGGUAAAAGCGAUGAAGAAGCCAACGACUACGAACGAACGAGUGCCUCCUAUUUAAUCCCUAGCGAGAAGCGAGCUAAUAUCUGGUCUACGGUUAGAGGAAGAACAAGCGACCAGUUCGCUAUAAACUAUCUCUCAACACAUCAACACCCGCCUGCAUCCAGGCCAUUCGCAGCCGUCUGAUCCAGUCAUCUCACUCCUCGGUAAACACUAUAUUUUGGCGCGCCCGCCAGAAACGUGUUUUGGCGGGAACUGCAAGUAGGAUUGCGCAGGAAAUCGUGGAAUAUCCAGGAAAACAGAGAUUUUUCAUCUAGAGAGAGACAAGCAGGAACGGUUCUUGUCUGAAUAUGAAGUGAAGGGGACGACCGCCUCUACGAUACGUGAGACGACGCGUGAGAAGUGUUGGAAGGAGACGAGGCCCCCAAUGCACGACAAAUAGGCAUCCCAAGACGCCUUAGGACGCCUGUAAGACAUCUGCCGGACGCCCUUAGAACGCCAGUAGGACGCACACAUGGCGCCUAGUACCCGAACGCUUAAUGACCUACUAUACCCCUAGCAGAUAUCUUCCUUCGACUAACUAUGAGCAAAAAAUAUGGGCUUGGAAAGACACUCCUGGGCUCCGAUGGGCGCCCAGCGCCUCCUGGGUCUCUCCCCGCGCCUCCCAGGUCUCUUCCCGCGCCUCCCGGGUCUCUUCCCGUGCCUCCUGAGUCUCUCCCCGUGUCACCUGGGUCUCACUUCACGCCCUCGCCAGUCCGACCGCAGAAAACCUGGUGUCUCACAAAGCGUGUUUGGCUCAUGAGGCCGGACUCUGGCUCCUGUGAAGAUACCGAAGAAAACGCGGUGACACCAGAUGGCGGGGAGAUGUCCUCAGAGAACCAACUCGUGUUGUGCGGAUGCAGCCUGGGAGACCGGCACGUUCAUCAAGAGUCAACAACUUCCCCUCUAGCUCUACAACCCAUGACGGACUGCGAACGACCCUCAGCAUUUCGAAAAAUAUGCGAAGUGGCGGAGGUAAUGCAAAACAAUGAGACGGCGACCAGGUUCCACAAGCGCUCGCGAUGGCGCCACCGUCGUCAAGGCUCCUGGCGGCCAGCUGUGACUCUGCUGGUGGUGCUGGCCGCUGUCCUGCGCCCCGUCCUAGCCUGCCCCUCGGCCUGUACCUGCACUCCGCUCUCCACUUCUUCCAGGGUGGGUAGCCCGGGGCCCAGAGAGGGCCGCAGGGCCAAGGGCGGUGUGAGAAUGGCAUGUGUGGGCAUGGGACUGUCGGCCGUGCCCACCACCAUCAACAAUGACGCUCUCGACAAUGCCACCAUCACCAGUAUUGACUUAAGCAUCAACAACUUGACAAGUCUGCCGGAUUUCGCCUUCAAGGACUACCCAUCGCUCGGUUACCUGAAGGUGUCAGGCAACAGGAUCAGCAGCAUAUCUCCCAGGGCCUUCCACCGGCUGCCUCUACACAGCCUGUACCUGGAUAACAACCACUUAAACGGCCUGCUGGCAGGGUCGCUUCCAGAAGGUCUGCUGGAACUCUCGCUGGAAGAUAAUUUCUUCAAUAUGGUUCCCGCCUGUGUUGCCCAGCUGAAGGAUCUGCAGUUUUUGAACCUCGCUCGGAAUAAGUUGACUGGGCUGCGUGCAGAGGACCUGGCGGGACUGCGCGGCAUGACAUCAUUAUCUCUCCAGCAGAACAAGAUAACAGAGAUAGAACCAGCAGCCCUCCAGUCCCUAUCACAACUGCAAGUAUUGGACCUGGCUGAGAAUCAGCUGGUGAAGGUGCCGCCCGCCAUCCUCAGCUGCCCCCAGCUCACUCGACUGCUCCUGGACAACAACCAGAUUACCUACAUAGAGGAAGGAGCCUUCGCGGACCUGUCACGCCUGCAGCAAGUGGUGCUCCAAGGGAACCCUCUCCUGACGGUGCACAGAAACGCCUUCGUGCACCUGCCCUCCCUCACCAAGCUGAUCCUGAAGGAGACGCGGGAGCUGGCGGAGUUCCCCUCCCUCAACGGCACCCACAACCUGGAGACGCUGAGGAUCGACCGGGCCUCCCUCACUUCCGUCCCGGACCACCUGUGUUCCUUCACCCCAAGACUCAGGAGUCUGAACCUCCACCUCAACUCCAUCACCAACAUACCUCUCCUGGAGGGCUGUCACCACCUCAGACUCCUUGACCUGAGUGACAACGCCAUCAGCAGCCUGGGUCACGGGAGGUUGAGGGGGGCGCCCCUGCUGCACGACCUCCUCCUCCAGCACAACAAGAUCACCCACGUCCCCGCCGACGCCUUCCUGGGUCUCUCCCACCUCCAGGUUCUGGCGCUGCAGAAGAACCAGAUCACUCACAUAGAGGAGGGCGCCUUCCUGCCUCUGGUCAGCCUCGAGGACAUCAACCUUGGGGACAAUGUUUUCCCGCAGCUGCCGCACGAGGGUCUGAAGCACGUGCUCUCCAUCAAGGUGCACAACAACCCGCACCUGCGCGUCUUCCCAGGGCCUGAGCACUUCCCACAGGUGCGCACCCUCGCCCUCUCCUACGCCUACCACUGCUGCCCCUUCCUCAGCCUAGAGGAGGAGGGCUGGACGGAGGAGGAGCCAUCGAUGAUCGGCGAGGACGUCCUCUUCGACGUGUCGCAGUUCCAGGACAUCCAUCCAGGACUCUGGAACACCUCCACGCAAUGGAAAUCCGAGGAAGUCUUGGCUAAGUUUAGGUCGGUGUGGGAUAACCUGGCAAGUGCCUUCUCUCUAGCCGUCACCACCUCCUCCUCCUCCUCCAACACCAACAUCACCACCACCGCCGCCGACAGCGCCACCGACAGCGCCACCGACAGCGCCGCCGCCUCCUCCUCCACCACCGCCGUCACCACCACAUCCUCCCGCAGUCAGUACACGCCCUCGCCCUCGGCGCCAGUGGGCGACCACCGCCCACACCAGGUCCUCCACGUGACUGCUUCCUCCCUCCGCCUGCGACCACAGUGUAUUCCUCUCCCAGGGCCGUUCAUGCCGUGCCGCGACCUCUUCGACUGGUGGACGCUGAGGUGUGGGGUGUGGAUCGUGUUCCUGCUGGCGCUGAUGGGGAACGGGGUGGUGGUGGUGGUGCUCGUCGCCGCCUACAGCAAGAUGGACGUGCCGCGGUUCUUGGUCACCAACCUCGCCGUCGCCGACUUCUUCAUGGGGGUCUAUCUCGGGUUCCUGGCAGUGGCGGACGCUUCUACCUUGGGGGAGUUCCGAAUGUACGCCAUCCCUUGGCAGAUGUCACCAGCAUGCCAGGUGGCGGGCUUCCUCGGGGUAUUGAGCUCGGAGCUGUCCGUGUACACCCUGGCUGUCAUCACCAUGGAGCGGAACUACGCCAUCACACACGCUAUGCACCUCCAGAAGCGGCUGUCCCUCCGGCAGGCCGCCUACAUCAUGGUUGUGGGUUGGAUGUUUGCCAUCACUAUGGCUGUGCUACCAUUAACGGGGGUUUCCGAUUAUCGUAAGUUCGCCGUCUGUCUGCCCUUUGAGACUGAUGGCGCUGGUCUGGGCUACGUGGUUUUCCUCAUGUUCAUCAACGGCGUGGCGUUCCUUAUCCUGAUGGGGUGUUACUUCAAAAUCUACUGUGCAAUUCGCGGCUCACAGGCCUGGAACAGCAAUGACUCGCGCAUCGCCAAGCGUAUGGCACUUUUAGUCUUCACAGACUUCAUUUGUUGGGCACCCAUUGCUUUUUUCUCUCUGACGGCGGCCUUCGACAUGCAUCUUAUCUCCCUCGAGGAAGCCAAAGUGUUUACAGUGUUCAUUUUGCCUCUGAACUCUUGUUGUAACCCAUUUCUCUAUGCCCUCCUAACUAAACAGUUUAAGAAAGAUUGUGUGAUGUUGUGCAAGACCAUCGAGGAGUCACGAGUAACUCGGGGUAUCGGUCGCUGUCGCCACUCGUCCAACUUCAGUAACCGCCAGACACCAGCCAACACAAAUAGCGCUAUCGACCACACCUCACAAGGAGACAAGCAGUCCUGCAGCUGUAAAGGUAAACAAGAGAAGAAGAAAAAGAAGAAGAAACUCCCUCGGUGGACUUUCACGUCACUGAAGUACUUCUUGUGUACCAGGGGAGCUGAGGAAAUUACGUCUUCAAGCGACACGAGUUACCAGACGGACCCUGCCCAGCACCGUGGGCCUCGACACACGUCUCUCUCCAGCGAUACAUACAGUGGAUCUUGGUCGGACACUUGGCGCAAAGGCCGUGGCUCCUCAACACUCAGGUUGAUGGACCGUCGCCGCCAUAACUCGUGGACAGCCUCCCACAAACCAUCCCAAGAGAGUAGUUUGUCAUCAUCUCGACCAGACUCCACAGCUACCUCGGCGUCGACAAGCACCUCAGGGUCAACAGCAACUUCGGCGUCGACAGCUACUUGGCGUAUCUCACGUUCAUCAGUCUCAUCAGAUACAUCUAACAGCAGUGGCAAAGUCAAGAGCAGCGAGCCCACUAAUCCUUCUCGACUUGGAUCACUACGGAGAGGGGAUGGGCGUGGGUUUGGACUAACACGUCAACACAGCCAGAGCCAGUUCGCCAAAGAGACGCUAUCAACCAGGCCGUCACCAAAUGGCCGUCCAAAACCUCGUCUGCAGCGUCAAGGAGCAGUGGAGCGAGAAGCCUACACGCCAGGUAAGGAGAACAGUGGUCUGGAGAGUCCUCCAUGUUCUCUUCAUCUGCGGCCAGACCAUUUGUCGUGUGUGUAUGAACAGAGCCAUGAGGAUGACAAUACGAUGGCUGGAAACAGCCCCAGUGGUGGCCUGCCAACCCAGCCAAAUCUCUUCCUCAGUCCAUAUAGUUUAGAUACUCCAUUAGAUGACAAUGUCUUUGUAGAUCCGCCUGACGAACAAGCUCCGGAACCACUGAGCCGUUCUCCCUCCCACGUUCAGGAAGUUUCCAUCACUAUGCCUUCUGACAAAGAUUUUGCCCCAGCAGCUACGGAGACAACAGCUCUCAUGACAGACAGCACCUCUGAUGCUAAAACUGACAAUUUAAAGGAACCCCAGCCUGGCAGAGUGUUGGAAACGCAUUUCCCGCUGGAAGUUCCAUUACCAGAGAUACGGCCAUUGAUCUAAUUCCCUCCACAGAGGAAAACUCAAAUCCCUAAGCCGUUCCAUCCAGUAACAUAUUUGGGUCGAGGAUUCUGCCAGGUACCUGGAUCACUACUUCCUCUACCAACAGUCAAUGUUCUAGCCAUGAUCUAGUAGCAUGAACAGAUGCUCCUACAACCAUAACAAUAGCAGCUUUGAAUGCUGCUCUCACUCUUCCAGUCACGUUUGGUUUCCAGGAACACUUCACACAAUAUCUCCUUAACCAUGGAGGCGAGUGUCCACAAUGCUUCCUGCUGUUCAGUUACGACUGUUAGCCCUAGAACACUCUCCAUGGUAUCUUCCGUUCAUGGUUCCUGGAGUCUGAAACGCUUCUCAAUGGUGCCAUGCCUUCCUGGAACAUCUCAUUAAUCACCUCACUAAACUUAAAUUUGUCCAGCCUGACCAAUCUCUGUUUCUCAAGCAUGGAUGCCCCGAGUAACUUUAACCGAGCUGCCUAUAAGCACCAAUAAAUGUUCCAGAUCUCGAGACACCAGAAGGCAAUCAUUCUUACAGACCCAACGAUCUGGCUUACUGGUGUGUGUGUGUGUCCCUGAGAAUAGGCAAGGGUGCAUGGAAUCUGCCUCGUAGUGCUCUUGGAGAACCUCGGGACUGGGACUCACAGUGUCCCAAGAUUUUAGCUCCAUCUGGGGUAAGUACAACGAUGUUCUCAACCAAGCAAGUGCAACGAUGCCCUCAAUCAAGCCAAAGAAUUGUAGUGUAGGCAAUGUAUGCAGUAGAUAUUAGAUAUUUAUAUACCCUAUGUCUUACUAUUUUAUGAGUAUUUAAUGAGUAUUUCACAAAGA
Molecule: messenger RNA, 6508 nt
Organism: Procambarus clarkii (red swamp crayfish)
Lineage: Eukaryota; Metazoa; Arthropoda; Malacostraca; Decapoda; Cambaridae
Product: leucine-rich repeat-containing G-protein coupled receptor 4
Biological process (GO): activation of adenylate cyclase activity; hormone-mediated signaling pathway; adenylate cyclase-activating G protein-coupled receptor signaling pathway
Cellular component (GO): plasma membrane
Molecular function (GO): G protein-coupled peptide receptor activity; protein-hormone receptor activity; protein binding
Source: RefSeq, a predicted model, not a curated record